AUGAUGAUCCCACCUUUAUCAAGGCCUCUAAGGAUAAUAGAUUUUCUCAAACCGUAUGUACAGAAAAUUCAUUUUACAAAUAAUUACGUGAGUGCUCUAGUAAUCCACACACCAACUGCUACUAUAGCUUGUUCUGCAAGCUCUCAGGAGAAAGCAUUAAGGUCAAGUUUGGAAACAACCUAUAAUGUAGCUGCAGCUGUGAAGAUUGGGAAGAUACUAGGUGAACACCUUUUGCUCAAGAAUAUAACUGCUAUUAGUAUUCACUUAAAGAGAGAAUAG
Prosopis cineraria is the source of this 279-nucleotide messenger RNA. RefSeq lists its product as uncharacterized. Gene Ontology annotation, biological process: translation. Gene Ontology annotation, cellular component: ribosome. Lineage: Eukaryota; Viridiplantae; Streptophyta; Magnoliopsida; Fabales; Fabaceae. Gene Ontology annotation, molecular function: 5S rRNA binding; structural constituent of ribosome. The record is from RefSeq and is a predicted model, not a curated record. The transcript has a single exon. The coding region runs from base 1 to 279 and encodes 92 amino acids.